AUGGCGCCGGGCCGAGGGAUGCCGGCGGGCCGCGCGUUGCGGAGGCGGGAGGGCCGCGGGAAGGGCCGGGCCGCGUCCCCGUCCCCAUCCCCGUCGGGCGCUCCGUCCUUGUGCGUUUCAGAGCCGAAGGAGCGGAGCCCGGCGCUCCCCGCAGAGCCCCGGCCCGCGCUGUGCCCGCUGCGGAGCGGCGAUGUCCGAGCGCUCGCCGUUCGGCUGGAGGACCUGGAAAAACUCCACGCUCCACGCCUGCCCCACGAUGCUGGGAGGAUUCCAGUCAGGAGGAAAUUCCUGGUUCGGAAAUACCAACCCAGAGAGGCCAAAGCAGCCCCGCGCCUCCUGGUAGCACGGCCAGCUUUCCCGAGGACAGCCAGGGAGCCACUGCGUUUCUCUGGACCGGCACUGUUUGGUGAAGGCUGUGAAGAAAUUCUUCCUCAUCAUGUUUUGGGAAGUCUCCAGGAGUUAAAGAUGGAAGCUUUGGCCAGAGGAAAUGCUCAGAUAGCAGAUUCCAUUCAGGUUCCUCAUCAGCACGUUGCUGCAGCAGUUUUAAAAGAGAAACAUGGAGGAGAAACAAAGAGAAAAUUUCAUCAAACCCCAGCAUCAGAACAUAAAGCCCUGCAGAACUGGCACCAUAAUAUGGCAAUCAGGAAGAAGCAGGAGAGAUAUCUGGGAGAAAUUCUUCAGAGGCCAGAGAAUGAGCUGCUGAUGAGCAUCUCAGAGGAUUACAGACAAAUCCAGGAGGAACGUGACCUCAUUGACCGUAGUCUCCCUGCCCUGUUUCCUGGAAAGGGCUACCGAGCAGGAAGCGAAUUCUGGAGCCAGCCUGAGCGCAUCGGGGAUGAGCUGACCGGCCUGACGGUGACACUGACACGGAGAGAACGGGGCUGCCCACAGCCAGUCACUCAUGUGGGGAAGCCCCACACUGUUCAGAUGGAAACGGGCGUGAAGCCUCCACAGAGGAUCCCUUUCCGUCUGACCUGGGACAAGAGUCUUUUCCUGAAACAGCGACGGCAGGAGCUAAAAUCUAUCCUAGAGGAGCUGGAUUUUUAUAAGCCAGAUCUGGAUGGCCUGGAGGUGAUCGGCAAAGGGCGGCCGUUCACGUCUGUCUCAGCGCAGUCUCUUCCAUGUUCCACUGCUUUUGAAGAUUCUGAGACCUCCAGUGACUCCUUAAAGGACCGUGGCAGUGUGGUUUCAGAAGCAGUGCUGGGUCCAUCUUUAGACUUCUGUGGCCAGCCGGCACGUUGGAUCGACUGCAUCACUUCUUGCAGGCAUGAAGUUGGCAUUGCUGCCAGGCUCACUUUUGAGACUGUGGUUGGUGAGAAAGCCGAGAGCUUCCUAACAGUGAGCAGUGAUGGCACAGCUGCUGUCUGCUAUGAGUGGAGGAGGCUCCUCCAGCAGAUCCCUUCCAGAGAAACAGCAAGGAUGUGCGUGCGGCGUUUUUACUUUGAUGCCAGACCAGGUGUAAUUCUGCCUGGAGAAACCAGGAAGUUUUUUUUUCUUUUCAAGUCUGAGAGAGCAGGUGUUUUCAGUGAGUCCUGGGAGUUCAGGACACGUCCUCUGUUAUUAGGAGGAGCUCUGCUGCAGGUGACCCUUUGGGGAACUGCUGUGUGUGAGGAUAAAUUGGCUGACCUCAGAGGAGAACUGGAGGCUGACCUGGCUGCUCGGGAGGGUGCAGCUAUUGUAGAAGAGACUCUGAAGGACCUUCUGGUCCGAAUUCGGACCCCGGAGCGCCCCCCACCUCCCGUGGGUCUGUGCAUCACAGAGGAGGAGUUAUUCCACAGGAAGAAUCCCAAGUUGCAUUACCGGCAUCGAGAGGUAGAGCAGCUGCACGACCUAUGGACACAGCGCGUGGCUGCUCCGCCUGCCCUCGGGGAGGAGGUGCCUGCAGAGCCGGCGGAGGAGGCGGGGGCCCAGCGCGGCGGCCCCGAGGCUCUCCCUGCGCGGAGGAGCGCUGCAGAGGGCGCAGGCUGGAAGCGCGCGCUUGAAGCGACUCCGAGUCGAGUGGCGAAUGUGGGGCAGCAGGAACCCGGCCCUCCGUCGUGGAACUUCUCACUCGAGGACCUGCAGCAGGUUCUGAAGUCCAUCCCCCAGGAGGAGCAGCGAGAAGCAGCGCUGUCCCAGCUCAACAAGGCAGUGCUGGAGCUUUGUGCUGAGCAGAGACCAACUCAGUCAGACCUUCUGUAUCAAACGUGUCUCCAGCUGUGGCGUGAAGCAGUGGAUGAGCUGGUGGGUCACUCCCUGAAGCUGAGGUCCCAGCUUGGGUUGCCUGAGAGGGACGCCGAUGUGGAUGUUCUUCCAGAGGGAAGAGGGGAAGUAAAGCAGCCUAUAGAAGAAGGAGAAGACGGCAAAAUAACCGGGAGAAGAGAAGAGAAAACAUCAGUUGGUGGUAAGGAUAAAGAAGACAAAAGAAGAACAACGAAGGCUGCUGGAAAAGAGAAGGAGGAACGCCCAAACAGCAGAAAGUCAAAAGUAAAAGAGAAGAAGAAGCUGAAACCUUCCAGCUCGUCUGAAAAAGAGAUGGCACAGCCCACAGGAGCUGCAGCUGCAGGCACUGUCACAGCUCCUCGGGAGCAGACGGACCCCAUUGUUUGGGGGCUGUACCAGGAGAAACUUUAUGUCCAAGUGAGUCUGGCCAAAGUUUGUACCUUCCCUUCUGCUUUCUGUUCUUUGCUCAUAAACCGACCCUGGGCUGCAGCUGGAGAGCUGAAGCAUUCAACUAAAGAGCUGACAGCUGUGUGUCUGUAAUUCUGUGGCAAGGUAAAUGUGACGUGAAGCCAGAUGGCCUUGAUUCCAGGCUGGAACCCAUUAACAUAAAAGCGGCCACCGCAUCGCCACGCGCGGGAUUUCUGUCUGGAUGCCUUUUGCACACUUAGGGACUCUUGAGGGAGCAGCAGCGUUAAUUGUAUCUCAGACAAUGUUAAACACACUUCAUAGCCAGGAAAGCUAUUACUGGAAGUAGGCAGCCGCUUCUCUGUGGCUGUGUCCGUGCCCAUACACUGCUGCACUCCUGUGUUGGAAACCAUCUCUGCUCUGUCCAUCUGGUCAUCAGGAUUUCAUCGCUCAUUUUCACUGCAUGCAUCUUCCGUUAACUUCUGCUGCAGGUUUAUGGGCUGCUGGAUUCCAUGGUGAGCAAGAUGGCUUCUUUAUUUGAAGAGCUAGAACAAAACACGGCGCUUUGAAGCGGGAGAGUGAAGCUUUUUGUAAGUAGAAAUAGACUUAGUAAAUAAAGGGCCAUGCUUGCACAAGACAGGUGGAUGUUGUUCUUUCUGAAGGGAUGGAGCAGUCACAAAUGCUGGAGUGCCUCUUUCCUGACAUGCUGUGAUGUGAGCCUGGCAUGAGAUCAUCUGUUGGUUCUGCAGGUGGUCAGGGAGCGUUGUAGCCUCAGAAACCAUAGCAUCAAGAAAAUGCUGGUGUUCCUGCUGGGGAAGGCAAACUUAAAGAUGCCAGUCAGCUGAAGAGUUGUGUUAUUCUCUGUGUUUCAAUCUGUGCUGUCUAACAAGCGAGCAGAGGCUGUCCCAUGUACUUGUGGGCCCAAAUACCAGGACUUAGGGAAGUCCCUCUUAUUUCUGAUUGUGUUCCUGGCUGCUCAUCCAGUCUCCCCGCAGGUCUCCCUGACAGCAGGAGCUUUGGGCUGUCAGCAUCUCUGUGAGAGUGCACAUUUCCACCUCACCUUUCCUUGCACACGUGCCUAUUUCGUAUGCUGAUCUUGCUGUCUCUUGCCAUCCACUUAAUGUAUCCGUGCCCAGUUCAGAGUUAAUUCUUACUCCGAGACUCAUUACUCUUGAAUUGAAAUGAGGAAAUCUGUGCUCCAGCUACAGAGAGCAGGGCUGGCUCUGUGCUGGAGCCGCCCUUCCUGCCUCUGCCAGCCUACAUGAGCCUGUCACCUCCUUCUGACCGGGCUUCCUCAUGCAUCACAGCUGGGCUGGAGCGUUCCCUGGAAGCACAGCGGGGCUCUGCAGGGUUCCGAGGCGGAGCUGUGGGUGUCCCAUGGCCACGUGCCACUGCAGGGCCAUCUUCCUGCUGGAGCAGCCGGACAGCAUUCCCCAGGGAGGCUUUGGCUCCGUGAAGAAAUGACAUCAGUGCAGAUCAUUAAUUUAGGUUCAUGAUACCUUUGAGGUUCUUAGACAGCAGAUGCGUAUCCAUGCUAAGCAUGACUGUUCCAGAUUCUGCACAUCGCUGUGCGGUUACUCCAGGCUUGUGUGCCUCGGGCACCUGCUGGUUUACUUGGAGAACCACGCUGCCGUGUGUCUCAGAGCCUCACGUAGUGCAGAACUCUUCCCUGUGCUGAGGUGCUUGCUUUUUGUUUCUCCUUGUAACUCACAUCUCGGGGGGAGCAGCUGUUCUUCCCCUCUGUUCCUGGCAGUGCUGUGUUGAAUGCAGCCCGGCUGUGCUGUGUGCAGCCCUUCGUGUUCUGAGACCUUACAGGGUCAGGAGAAGCACUUUGGCUUCUGUGGAAAGGAGGAACCCCUUCUGGCUUAGUGGGCACUGAACCACAGAGGGAAUGUCUGUGCUCAGCAUUACUGCAGCGAGGAUUUCAGCAACAGUUUGAGAAUGAGAAGGAAAAAGGCCCGAAGUUGGGGUGUGUCACACAGGCUCUGACAAUAGCUCCUGCCUUCCUGGAGAUCCUUAUCGGCCUGCAAGUGUGCCCAGCUCACACAGCUCCAGCCAUCUGUUCUCAAGGCAGGAGAGAGACUGCAUGUAACGGGAUGGCGUGGUCGCCUCACAGUGCUUGUGUUGGGUGGUCUCACCCCAAAAGAUGGGAAAGCCCAUCCCAAGGACCUGCAGCUCCAGUCCAGCCUCGAGAAACCAGGCUCACCUCCACCUCUGCUCACCGCAAAGCUUGUCAAUAAACAGAGGGGAGUUUCCUUUGGAUCCCAUAGCAGGGCAGAACAUCACGUGCCGUUCUCUCUUUCCCUUCCACGGGAGAAGCCAGGUGGCACAGGGCUGCUGCCCUGACAUUUCUGCAAAGGAGAAGAACAGACAUGCAAUGAGUGGUGCUGGUGCGCCAGGACUUUCCCAGAGCCGACACACAGCAGGGCAGGGGAGGGCCGGGCAGAGGGCAGCAUGCAGCAGCUCCAUUCUUGCCUUUUGCACUGCUUUGUGCAAGUUCUGCACCUGGAUACGGAGUGAAAUCAGAGCUGGUUUCCAAAGGGCACUCUUAGAAACAUGUACCCCUGUUUACAGCCUGCUGAGCCUCCUGUCUGCCUUUGGACAGAAGAGGUGGGCAGUCCCCUGCCGUGCCAGGCCCAGCACCGGGCUCAGCCCACACUGUUUGUGUCUGUUAAUCAUUGCUGCUGUUUGCUGCCUCGCUGAGGUGAGCGACCUUCCUGCCCUGUGAGCUGCCAACCGAAAACCACGCACGUGUGGGGCCAGGAGACACCGUAACUGCGAGAGGGGCUGGGAAAGGGUUCUGGGAAAGCACCUCCCCAGAGGCUGCAGCUGCAGAGCAGCCCGCCUGCCCAGCGCUCACUGCUGCCUACAGCCAGGCUGCAGCCCACCCAGCAAACCCUGCACCGGCACAGCGCCUGGAGAGCCGCAAGCUGGGCCUGUCUGCUGGGACUGACUUGGCCGGGCUGACCUGGAGGAGGGUUUGGGUGCUGGGAGGGCUGUGAUGCUCGGUGUGCGUUCAGCUCGUGCGGCCAAACCCCGUGGGAGGUUCAGCUGCCAGAUGUGCGGUGCGUGGCUCUGCUUUCCUCCCUGCGUGACCCAAAGCAGCGGCCUCAGCCCAGAGCUGCAUCUCCGCUGUGCGGCGCGAGGAAGGCAGACCUCCAGAAUGCCUCAGCACCCAGGAAAGCUUUCUAUUAUGGAAAAUGU
This is a messenger RNA of Lagopus muta (rock ptarmigan), 5811 nucleotides long. RefSeq names its product MYCBP associated protein (gene MYCBPAP). The transcript has 18 exons. Bases 1 to 2742 code for a protein of 913 amino acids. NCBI's taxonomy places the organism in Eukaryota, Metazoa, Chordata, Aves, Galliformes, Phasianidae. The record is from RefSeq and is a predicted model, not a curated record.